UUCUGUGUUCAAAGCACUUAUAUUUCUUAUAUGAAAUGUUGCAAUAAGUACAUAAACUUUGCGUGUAUGAAUACUGAAUACCAAGUAGACAGAUUUGGCGUCGUCGUUGAUUUUUCUUGAGCGCACGCACUUUUAUUUAUUUGCAAACUCAAAGUUUGCUUUUCAUUUGGUUGCUCUAGAAAAUCCAGUUUCUUAUUUCUACGUUGUCUGCACGCGCUGUCGUUACCGUAGGUGAACGGAAAUGUUUGGGAGUGGCAGGACUACCACCAAAGAGCGAACACUUUGAACAGCCGUUAGAUAAUGACGCGGUUGUUGAUUUAUGCGACAGGCUAUUAUCUUUAUAGAGCAACCGACGGUCCGGGUCAACUCUGGCACCAUAACUAAACAAACGUCAAACGGUAAAAGAUUAUCAUGAUUUCAGAUUGCUCUAGGCCAAAUUCAUGAAUUGAAAAUUAACAUUGGUAAUUGGAUAAUAAUAACCGGGGGAUUCGGAACUCCCUUGUGAUUUGAAAUGCGACGCCAGGCAAGGUGUGCCCCAUUUGGGGCGUGCCACAUUCAGUUGUCGCUCGCAUGUCAACGCCACAAUUACGAAUCUCUAAUGCUGGUUCCACUUGUGUGGCUCUGCUGCUGUUGCUUCUCCAGCUAACAAAUCGUAGAGCAGAGGCUCAUGGGUUCGGUCUCAACCUGAUGCAGCUGCCCAACGAAGAUAAAUCGCAGGUGGCAUGCGUCUCGGCGCUGUUGCAAAAAUAUUUCCACUCCGGCGAUGCACUCUCCGGCGCAGUGCUCUGCGUGGCCGUCACCCCAAAUACGCCCGAUAUGCUGGAUCAGCUGAUGCUGGCUCUCAAUCAUCAUCAGAGCUACACGUGGAGCAUUCUAGUAACUUUUCCAGGAGAGGAUCGAAAGUCGAAAUCCAAUUUACACAUAAUGCAUGAGAAGCCGCAAUGUUAUUUCGUUAUUGUGGAGGACUUGGAUGAUGAUGAUCUGGACGGGGCAAUCGGCAAUUGGCGUCAAAUGCUUAACUGGAAUCCGUUGGCACAGUUUGUAGUCUUUUUGGCAUCUGUAGAAGAAUCGGAUGAAGAGAUGACCGAUUUGAUGGUGGAGAUACUGCUAACAUUUAUGAGCAACAAGCUCUACAAUGUGAAUGUGCUUGGACAGAGCGAAGAGAAUAGCUUCUACUAUGGCAAGACCGUAUUUCCGUAUCACCCGGAUAAUAAUUGUGGAAAUCGUGUGAUCGUCGUAGAUCUGUUGGAUGCAUGCGGCUAUGAGGAUGAUACGGAUGAUGAGGAAUCCGAGAGUGAUAGUGACGACUACGAAGAUGAUGAUGAAGACACAAGCUUUGAUGACGAUAAUGAAGAUGACGAAUCCUUAAGUGAUAAGAAAGCAGUUACUGAAAGCUUGCCUGAAGCGGAAGAAGAUGCACUUGAUGCCAGCUCAAAUACUGACUUUGAAGCUGAUGCUACGGGAGAUGAAAUGAUGAAUAUGCACGCAUUGACUAUGGAGAACAGUGCUGAAACGGACAACAUUGAUGAGUCUUCCAAUGAAACAGUUCGAGUUCAGUCAGCAGCUUCCAUUGAGGAAUAUAUGCGCGCUCUGUUUGAAGACAAAUUCCCAAAAGAUCUGAGCGGCUGUCCCAUUAAAGCCGCUUAUCGUGGUCCCUGGGAGCCAUACAUAUUUGUCAGUGCCGAGACGACUGUGCCAGAGGUGGACUAUUACGGCGCAGAUGCUGCAGGCAAUGCAAGCGAGCAAAACUACGAUGAAGGCCUUGAUGUAGAGGACUAUACUCUAGAGAGUGACAGUCCUGACAGUUCCGCGGCCGAUGAACCGGUGGAUUUCAGCAAGUUGAAUGGCAUCGAGUUUCAGCUGGUGCAGACCAUAGCUCAACGCCUACACAUGUUCAUCGACUUCAAGAAGAAGAGCUCCAAUGUGUUUCAUCUAUUCAAUCUACUGAUAGAUGGUCGAGUCGAAAUGAUUGUCGGAGGCAUUGGUGAGGAUCCCAGCACUACCCAGUUUGUGUCCAGCUCCACAUCGUACCACCAGGACGACCUGACCUGGUGCGUGGCCAGGGCCAAGCGCAAGCACAGCCUCUUUAACUUCUUGGCCAGCUUCGAUGCCAGUGCUUGGUUUUUAAUAUUGUUCUUCAUUAUUAUCAGCUCGAUAGCUAUGCUGAUGACUGAGCAGCUAUCUGGCUUUCAGAUCAGUAAUCAGAACAACUAUAUAUCUAUUUGCCUGCGUAUGCUGGGCAUACUGCUAACGCAGUCCAUUAAUGUGAAUGCUCGAAGAUUGUCUUUGGCACCGCGGUUAAUUUUUCUGAUGGCCUUCUUGUUGGCCUUCUUCUUCAGCAACACCUAUCAGAGUUUCCUGAUAAGCACACUGACCACACCAACUACAGAGAGCCAAAUAACCCAAAUGGUGGAAAUCUAUGACCAACGCAUGACUAUUAUGGUCAGCUCUGAGAACAUGCGGCACCUGAACAAGGAGGGCGAGAUCUUUAAGUACAUUCGCGAAAAGUUCGAGAUCUGCUAUAACAUUGUGGAUUGCCUCAACUCUGCUGUCGACAAUGAGCAUCUUGCCGUGGUCGUCUCACGGCAGCACGCCCUCUACAAUCCCCAUAUACAGCGGAACAAGCUCUUCUGCUUCGAUCGUCGUGAAUCUUUGUAUGUCUACCCGGUGACCAUGCUGCUGCCAAAGAAAUUCCAUUUGCUGCCCCACAUCAAUGCGGUGAUUCAGCAUGUCAUAGAGUCGGGUCACAUGCAGAAGUGGGCACGCGAUCUGGAUAUGGUGCGCAUGAUACAGGAGAAGAUCGCACGUGUCCAGGAAGAUGCCUUCAAGACGCUGACACUGGCCGCAUUUAAAGGCGCCUUUGCCUUUGCCAGCCUCCUCCUACUGCUGGCCACCAUUGUCCUUGUCCUCGAGUGCCUAAUCUAUGGGCUGGUGGUUAGAUGUCGCACGCGGCUCCGGCUUAUACGCUACUUGCAUCGUCGCUUGGGCAAGCGACUAGGCUAAAGUUGAUAUAUUGCGCAUACGCCCCCCUACAUCCAGCUGUGGACAU
This is a messenger RNA of Drosophila hydei, 3049 nucleotides long. RefSeq lists its product as uncharacterized. Lineage: Eukaryota; Metazoa; Arthropoda; Insecta; Diptera; Drosophilidae. The coding region runs from base 571 to 3003 and encodes 810 amino acids. The record is from RefSeq and is a predicted model, not a curated record. The transcript is spliced from 3 exons.